CUCCAAUACACAAAUUAACCCACGCUUCAGGAUAAAGCAUUUCCUGCAGCAGGACGUCGCGGAGGCCAGCCGGGCGUUGCGCAUGCUUGUGCGACGUGGGUUUUCUUCCUACCCGAUGUUGGUCAGACAUAGACCUUUCCGUUUGGUCAUCAAUUGAACUGCCGACGUCGCCGCCUAAAUACAAUUAAUCUACAAACAAAGUAACAACGUUGAUCAAGAUUACAGUUCCUUAUCAGCAAUAGGCCUUGGCCAUGUGGGAAAGAUAUUGGCAGCAUGAGGGGACAAAACAUGUCCUCGUCAAUAAAGCCCACAUGCACCCGCAUUCUCCGACACGUCUGAGAGGGCGAAGUGGUUCGAACUUUAAACUUUCCACCCUCUUUGACGACUCGGUUUUGUUUACAUCACCUCUUCAUCGACAAAGAUGCUUCUUAGAGCAAUCGCCCUGACCCUGGGCGCGACCCUAACGGGUCACCUCGCCUCCGCCCAGCCCCCCGGUAUCGUCAUCCCCCCCAUGAUGCGCUUCGCCUGCUCCCAGCUCGUCGUCGACCGAAUCGACCCCCUUGUCAACCCCGGCUCUGUCCCCUCCCCCCAUCUCCACCAAAUUGUUGGUGGCAACUCCUUCCGCCCAGAUAUGACCCACCCUAACCACGAUCUGGUCUCAAAUUCAACCUGCACAAGCUGCACCUUCACCGAGGAUCUCUCCAACUACUGGACUGCAGUGCUGUUCUUCCGUGCCCGAAACGGCACCUACAAACGUGUGCCACAACACCAAGAAGAAGGGCUCCGUGGCAAUGGCGGUAUUACAGUCUACUAUAUCCCGUCAACUACCAUCACCACUCCGGGCACGGUCAAGGCUUUCAAGCCCGGCUUCAGAAUGCUAGUGGGCGAUGCCGCUAAGAAGGAGGGUCCAGACGCAGGGCCGGCGCCGGUCAAGGUGUGCCAUAGGUGUAUGCCCGAGUCUGGGGACAACAGAAACCUCAACUGCGCGUCGCCAGAUACGGAGAAGCUUCCCAGCAAGCCCUGUGUGGGAGGGAUCCGAUCGGUGAUUACUUUCCCAACAUGCUGGGAUGGCGUCAAUCUCGAUAGCCCGGAUCAUAUGAGUCAUGUUGCUUAUGCAAAGGGUGCUGGGGCGUACGAUGUUGGUCCGACUGGCAAUUGUCCUGACACACAUCCGGUGGUGAUUCCUCAGGUUAUGUAUGAGGUUAGGUGGAGGACCGACCUCUUCAGCGAUCCUGACCUCUGGCCGGAGGACGGAUCCCAGCCGUUUGUCUGGUCCACCGGAGACGAAAAGGGUUUCUCCCAGCAUGGUGACUACGUGUUUGGAUGGAAAGAAGACGCUUUACAGCGUGCUAUGGAUGCCCGAUGUACCAUGGAUGUGUGUGACGUUUUGGAGACGCAGACUCCAGAGGAGGCGGUCAAGUGCACCGUGCCGCCGCGUGUUGAUGAGGACUAUGAGGGGUGGUUGACGAGUUUACCUGGGGAGGUGUUGUAGCAAUGAUGUUUUGGUCAUCCGGAGAGCCACCUAGCAAGGUAUCUGCAAGGUAGUUAGUAGCAAGUAGAAGUUGGUUCGAAAUCAUAAUCGUCUCCUUAGUUGGAUA
This is a messenger RNA of Podospora bellae-mahoneyi, 1598 nucleotides long. RefSeq lists its product as uncharacterized. Bases 422 to 1492 code for a protein of 356 amino acids. Lineage: Eukaryota; Fungi; Ascomycota; Sordariomycetes; Sordariales; Podosporaceae. The record is from RefSeq and is a predicted model, not a curated record. The transcript has 3 exons.